Molecule: messenger RNA, 3083 nt
Organism: Nerophis ophidion (straightnose pipefish)
Lineage: Eukaryota; Metazoa; Chordata; Actinopteri; Syngnathiformes; Syngnathidae
Exons: 5
Coding region: 1229-3055 (608 amino acids)
Biological process (GO): regulation of mRNA processing; spliceosomal complex assembly
Molecular function (GO): calcium ion binding
Source: RefSeq, a predicted model, not a curated record
UUGUUGCAGGAGGAGGAGGAGGAGGGUGAUGAUGACGAUGAUGAUGACAAGGAGGAGGGGGAGAGAUGGGACACGGCUGAUGCUGAUGCGAGAGCUCGUACGUGACUGUGGUCGACAUCGGCAAACGAUACAACUUCUCUCUUCAUCUUUUAAAAAUCCUUGAAGUCGACAAGACUGUUUCUGCUCGACGGGUUCUUUUUUUCUUUUUUGAGGUGCGGAAUGACCGCCGCGGCGUUCCGCUGGCCUUCUGGAGGGGCGGACACAGGUGGAUUGUGGCUUGCCGCAAAACGACAGCUGUAGCCUAGAUAUCACCUUGGACGUGCGAAGAAGCGAGGAUCUCUGCGGCUACACCCCUGAAUUGACGGGCAUCCACGCCGACGUUUUGGUCUUCUCCGCCGGCACUUAGAAGGGUGGACGGACGGCCUGUUGGUGUUAGCGAGCUAAUAAGCUAAUUUGGCUAGCUUGCUCGACGUUUAGCCUAUGGACAGGGGAGCGGUGCGAUGCUGGAAGGAGGACUUUUAAUUCUUGUUGCGGGAAUACUUUCCUUUCGCCGGCAGAUAAACGCCAAAUAGCCCGUAAAACACUUUUAGAUAAUCUUGUUUUAUUUUAAUUUUUUUCUGUUCGAACGGUUUCUUGUUCAUUUAGCGUGCCAGACACCCACGACGAAUAGUCUUAGGUAAGAAAAAUGUUUACACGUUUAUCUUUAUUUAAUGAAGUGCUUUAUUUUGCGUCUUUCUGACUAAAUGUUAAAGUAUGUUAGUGCUGAAUGCCCAAGACUGGACAUGCCCUGCUUCAAGAGCGCCAACUAUUUAAAUAUAGCUUAGAAUUUUAACAAUGGAUUAGCUAACAUGGUUACUAGAGGCGGUUGCCAAGCAAUUAGCUUAAAAAAGGCUUAACUGUGCCUGAAAAGUGAAUUAUAUUUAUAUAACGCUUUUCUCUAGUGACUCAAUGUGCUUUUACAUACUGAAACCCAAUAUCUAAGUUACAUUUAAACCAGUGUGAGGUGGGCAAAGUGUCUUGCCUGAGGACACAACUGUAGUGACUAGGAUGGUGGAAGUUAGAACCGAACCUGGAACCCUCAAGUUGCUCUACCAAUCGAGUUAUAUCGCCCCUCAGUAAAGUCCGAUUUUCCGUUCCUUUUUGAGCUUUAAAUGUUCAUAUAUAAUAUUUGAAAUAAUGGCAUUUUGGUUGCCGGACUGGAUUUUGACGAUAAAGUAGCCAAAAGUAAAUGGAACCUACAGUGCUGUCAAGCCCUUUGGGGCACGCACAUCAAGCGUUUCCUCUUGGAUUUCUCACCCUGAAUUCAGACAAUGGAACCGUUCUUUGUCCAAACAACACUGGUCAGACAGGUUUGCAUUUUGGAGACCAAAACCUGACUUCCCAACAAGGCAACACAGAAAAGACCUACCAGCAAGACAAGCCUGUAGAGUUGGAUCAACUCUUAUAUAUUUGUGAUUAUCCCUGUGGAGAUUUGUUUUUUGACGGGCGGCGUUCUCCUGAGUCACAAGUUCCUCCGCACAGAGGGGAGACGGAAAGAAACAAGGAACCAGAUGAAGCCAGUGACUUCAUGCUCUCGUGGCUUUUUUCUCCCAACUUCACUGAUGGGAAAACAUUUGCAUACGAGGAGGCCUCUCUCGGAGGCAGCGACGCCCUCAUGGGACAGACUGAGCUAAUCUUUAACAGUAGUGCGACCGUGUGUCCGCAGUCUAAAUGGAAUUCCGACACAAACCCAGGAGAGUCGCUUCUGUCCGUAGAUCAGGUUUGCGCCACCUCAAUGUCUUCAUGUGCGUCACAUGAUGUCACUGAAGCGCCGUCACUGGAGGAGCACAGGGAGACUUUGUCACCUGAAACUGCAGACAAUGGUUUAUUCCCAGAUCAUGUGACGUCUCUGGCAGUAAAGUGUAGCUCAACGCUGCAGGAGCAACCUGACAGCAGCACACCCCUGGCGUUCUUUCAGGGGUCUGGGCUUUUGAUGGAUUUAGAGGUUCCAGAUCCUAAUAGUGGACUCACCCAUCAACCUGUUGGUCUUGUGCAAUGGGAUCCGUCAGAAGAUUCCCAUGUGGAACAUGCUGGACUAUUGAGGACUAUUGAGCAACAAGAAGAGGAUGACUCAUCUUCUGUGAUUUUGUCACCUGGGGAUGCCUCUGUCCAUGGCGACAUCCGCUACGAGAGCUUCUCUGCGGAGAGUACGCCAAAGGAUUUGAUGGGAAACAAAUGGAAAACUGAAACAAAUGAGACAACGGCGUUAGAUUGGUGCUUAACCCACGAUGAGGGUCCUUGGAACUUGAAGCCAAAAGAGGGAGUACACAAUGACACCGGUCCUGAGGCGCUCCCGGAGUUGGAAACUUCUACUGCGGAGCCUGCAUGGACUAGUGAGCCAAGUGUGGACACUGUUUCCCUCUCUAAGAUGGUGGGAGAUGACUCACUGCCCAUGGUUUCAGCUGUGAACACAAGAGAGGAAGAAGCCUCGCCGCUUAAAACUGUAUUUGACGCGUUAGACCAGGAUGGAGAUGGCUUUGUUCGCAUUGAGGAGUUUAUGGAGUUUGCUGCUGCGUAUGGGGCCGAUCAGGUAAAAGAUCUGACCAGGUUUCUUGAUCCCAGCGGCCUUGGGGUAAUCAGUUAUGAAGAUUUCCACAGAGGAAUUUCAGCAAUCAGCAAUGGAGGCCCGGAGCCGCAGCUGUACAGUGCAAACUACAGUCCAGGAGACGGAGCUGUGGGCUGUCCAGAAGAAUAUGACGAGCUCCGCCUCCCCUACGUUCUCCUCUGGCUCCUCCUAGACCACAUAGCCCACAUCAUAGAGCUGCUGGGGUGUAUUCCCAGGCACUUUGCACUCUCUGGAAAAUAUUCCCGGGAGUUCUUCAACAGAAGAGGCGAGCUGCGACACAUCACUAAGCUGAAGCCCUGGUCGCUGUUCGACGUGCUGGUGGAGAAGUACGGCUGGUCGCACGAGGACGCCAGCCACUUCGCCCACUUCCUGCUGCCCAUGCUGGAGAUGGUGCCCGAGAAGCGGGCGUCGGCGGGCGAAUGCCUCAACCACCUGUGGCUCAACUCCUAGUCCUUCUUCCCCCUCCCCCUCCUUUUCU